UACACAGCGAUCCUUCCCUAUGGAUUCAGCCUGGAGCCACCUGCGUCCCCGAAGCGGGUGAGGAACUACAACUCCCAGCAUGCCGCACGGUCGACCUCAGCCGUCCCCGCAUUGCGAUUGGCUGGUUGGGGGGGCCCCGCCCCCACGUGACUCAGGCCGACAGCCGCGGAGGCUGUCCGGGGCAGAAGCGGCGUGAGCUGCCCCGUAGCUGUCGGCUCCGUCAGGGCCUAUGGCAGCGGCGCAGGGGGUUCGCGGGUGUCUCCUGCGGGGGCCCCUCCGCGCCCGGCCGGGCAGGGGCUGCAGCUCCGGGGCUUCUGUGCGGCGGCAGCAGCAGCAAGCGCUUGUGGCUGCUCCCGCCCCGGCUCAGGAAUUGCCAAGCACACGAAGAAAAGGUUUCCUAACUGAACAUGCUGCCCCUUUCUCUGCUUUCCUGACUGACAGAUUUGGCCGUCAGCACAACUACUUGCGGAUCUCCCUGACUGAGAAAUGCAACCUCAGAUGUCAGUACUGUAUGCCAGAAGAGGGAGUUCAACUGACCCCUAAAUCAGAGCUGCUCACUACCCAGGAGAUAAUCACCCUUGCCAGGCUCUUUGUGAAGGAAGGUGUGGACAAGAUCCGAUUGACUGGUGGAGAACCACUCAUCCGGCCUGACGUGGUUGAUAUUGUGGCUCAGCUGUACAAGCUAGAAGGGCUACAAACCAUUGCUGUCACAACCAACGGGAUCAAUUUAGCUAGGCUGCUGCCACGGCUGAAGGAGGCGGGGCUGGAUGCCAUUAACAUCAGCUUGGAUACUCUGGUUCCAGCCAAAUUUGAGUUCAUCGUCCGGAGGAAAGGUUUUCAUAAAGUAAUGGAAGGAAUCAACAAAGCCACUGAACUGGGGUACAAUCCUGUUAAGGUGAACUGUGUAGUGAUGAGAGGCCUCAAUGAGGAUGAGCUGUUGGACUUCGUGGCGCUCACAAAGAACCAGCCGCUCAACGUGCGGUUCAUUGAAUACAUGCCCUUCGACGGCAACAAGUGGAACUUCAAGAAGAUGGUGAGCUAUAAGGAGAUGCUGGAUACAGUCAGGCAGAGAUGGCCUGACUUGGAGAAGCUGCCUUGUGAGGCCUCCAGCACAGCCAAGGCUUACCAGGUACCAGAUUUCCAGGGGCAGAUCAGCUUUAUUACCUCCAUGUCAGAGCACUUCUGUGGAUCCUGCAAUCGGCUGAGGAUAACUGCAGAUGGGAACCUGAAGGUGUGCCUUUUUGGGAACUCAGAAGUGUCCUUGAGGGAUCACCUACGGGCUGGUGCUUCGGAGGACGAAUUGGUUCAAAUUAUAGGAGCAGCAGUGGGCAGAAAAAAGAAACAGCAUGCCGGCAUGUUUAACAUUUCCCAGAUGAAGAACCGGCCAAUGAUCCUGAUCGAGGCAGCAUUGAAGUCGACCCCACUACUGCAAGAUGCUGUGCAGAAUUCUCCAAGUUCAAAGCAAUGGGGCCAUAGACCUGGCCACUGGCUAAUGCUAAGAGCAAGUUUAUCCAAGCAGAUGGGAAAAGCAUUUAAGAAAAAUACGUUUACAGGACAGCACGCCUUGCCAGGAUCUCGCUCAGAGCAACAGCAGCUUACAGCAGAAAUUCUGCAAGCUCAGGCACGCGGCAUUUGCAUCUUCCAAAAGAUUUUGAGCUCUAGCUCGGACACAAAGUGCCUUAGGACAGGAAGUCCUUCCAUUCAGCACACCAGCCAAAUUGCUGUGGACACUCACUCUGGGGCUGCUGCUGGAAACCAGUCAGAAGAAAAGGGUCCAGGAUCCUACCCCAAAGCCAUAGGUUCUGGCUUGUGCGCUAGUGAACGGAGUCCCUCCGGCAGCCUGACUCACGUUGACCAAGAGGGGCGGGCAGCCAUGAUAGAUGUUGGAAAGAAGCCCGAUUCUGAAAGGACCGCUGUUGCCAGUGCUGUGGUUCGUCUGGGUGAGGAGGCAUUUGGGAUGGUGCGGCAGAACCAGCUGAAGAAAGGAGAUGUGCUCGCAGUAGCUCAGAUUGCAGGGAUUCAGGGAGCCAAGCUGACCAGCCAGCUGAUUCCCCUGUGCCACAACAUCCCUCUGAGCCAGGUGGACAUCUCUCUCAGCCUGGACGAGAGCAGAUGGGCUGUGGUGAUCCAGGCGCUCUGCCACAGCCAGGGUAAGACAGGCGUGGAGAUGGAAGCGCUGACUGCUGCCAGCCUUGCUGCCCUGACUGUGUAUGACAUGUGCAAAGCAGUCACUCACAACAUAGUCAUCGAAGAAGUGAAGUUGCUGAGCAAGACGGGAGGGCAGAGGGGAGACUUCCAGCGUGGAUAGCACUUAUCCUGUAACAGGAGCAACCCCACGCGGGCACUGAGGGCGCGGGCUGCUUUGGUGCUAUAUCUGCAGUCAGGCUGGGGAAACGGCAGCAUCAGGUAUCCUAUAAAAGAAUGUGACUUAGUCUGAACGGUCAGGCCAUCUCACUGUUUGGUGCUCCUCUGUUCAACUCCUACUGGACAGGUCUCCCCAGGCAUCCACCACCACACUUAGCACCUUUGCCAGUACCCUCGGGUUCUGUUAGGCCAUGGAAACUUUCAUCUCACUGCCAUGGGUCAAAACUGAGGCCCUUCAGCCCGGUGGUGUCAGGGAAGCUGGCCUGACUGCUGUAACCCGUCCAGUGCUUAGUCAGGCGCUCUUCAUCAGUAUCGAAUUCACUUGGCAAAUAAAGAACACACAAUUAGGAGUAGUUUAUUGUAUCUUUGAUCAAUGACUGUGACUUAAGAAUUGCUCCUUUCUUCCCACCAAACUUGAACUAGGAAGAAACUUCAGAAGGAGACAAUGGGGAGUCAUUCUAGAGUCCUGGCCAUUGAGCAAAGAUUUUAAUAAUGUACAGAGCCCCAUCAGCUGGAAUUAUUCAGCUCAAAGUCACCUAGCCACACUCCUCACAACUGCUUGGGUCCAAAGUGGGUCGAUCACUACCAGAGCAAGAAGAUGGGAUCUUAUGUCCAUGAAUGGAAAAUUAGAUGUUGGUUGACUGAUGCCAAAUAGCCCAUGCAUAGGCCUGAUUUUAUUCAGCAUCAUGCCCCUCAGUGCAGAUAGCUACUGGGAUAGGAGGAACUGUAAUUUGCACACCCUGCACUGUUUUGCUUUAGUUCACUUGUGCCUGCCGUCAUAACCAACUCAUUAGAUAUCCCUGCAUGCUUACGGGCCAGUUCUGAAAUCAGUCUCUGUCCAUCAAAGCUACUUCCCAGAAGGUAAUAGACCUCCUUCCUUGCAGCAUCCUGAAGGGUUGCCCUGCAGCAGUACAUCAAAGCUUACUGUGCCACCCCCCUCCAGAGCAACCAGCAGGAAACGUGACCAAAACUGGGUAGCCAUGAAGAGGCUUCCCAAAAGAGCCAAUAUGGGCUGCCAAAUGACUGACUCAGUUUAAACUACUUCAUAAGUUUUUUGUACUCUAGCAAGUUUAUGGGCUGUGCCUAAGGGCCACCUCCUGCUCCUUAGGGAAGUCAGGGACAGAACUCCCCAAAACAUGAGCAGAAUUGGGCCCGUUUUCUAUUUCUGGGACUUGAAAUCCAGCUGAGUUUCCACCAAACUCUAGCAGAUUGAUUUUUUUUUUUUUUAAUCCACAUGCCUGCCAUGGCAGUUUGUGGCCCCUGCUAUCGUGGGAUAACCUAGUCUCAUGCUUGCUGCUUCUAUAGACUUUGCAUCCAGCCUGCAGAGGAAGCUCAAGCUAGGUCUUGAGCAUCAUUAAUGCUGUUGUUGCUGAACUCGCUGAUUCUUUUGGCAAACGGGUCAUAAACAUCCCUUUGCUGUGUUGACUCUGCCUCAGGGAAGGGGAGGAAAUCCUUCAAGAUUUGUCAAAGGAACCCAGGAGCUGGGAAAUUGGAAUAGGCACUUAAAAGCCUGAAAAAUCAGUCUUUGCAACAUCAAGGACUUCACUUUUACAAGUCUUAUGCUAUUUUUGUUAUUAAAGCCUGAACCUCUCAAGGCAUGUGGCUAGAUAAGGAUCUCUGUUUUUUCUUUUUUU
Messenger RNA from Dermochelys coriacea (leatherback sea turtle), 3998 nucleotides. RefSeq names its product molybdenum cofactor synthesis 1 (gene MOCS1). The record is from RefSeq and is a predicted model, not a curated record. Gene Ontology annotation, biological process: Mo-molybdopterin cofactor biosynthetic process. Bases 230 to 2308 code for a protein of 692 amino acids. NCBI's taxonomy places the organism in Eukaryota, Metazoa, Chordata, Testudines, Dermochelyidae. Gene Ontology annotation, molecular function: GTP 3',8'-cyclase activity; cyclic pyranopterin monophosphate synthase activity; metal ion binding. The transcript has 11 exons.